CAAUAGGAUAUGACUCAGCAAUAGGAUAUGACCUCUCAGCAAUUGGAUAUGACUCGGCAAUAGGAUAUGAUUCGGCAAUAGGAUAUGACCUCUUGAUCCAAGGACCUUCUGGUUUAAUCAACCUCUUGGCAACAGGAAUGGCAUUGAUAUUGGAAAGCGUAGCCAAUAAAAUGGACGCAAAAAUAAAAAUUCGGGCCAUAGUUAGAGUUUCUUUAUGA
Molecule: messenger RNA, 218 nt
Organism: Diversispora eburnea
Lineage: Eukaryota; Fungi; Glomeromycota; Glomeromycetes; Diversisporales; Diversisporaceae
Source: the annotation of a GenBank genome assembly